This is a messenger RNA of Hyphopichia burtonii NRRL Y-1933, 1698 nucleotides long. RefSeq names its product ER oxidoreductin (gene ERO1). The record is from RefSeq and is a predicted model, not a curated record. Gene Ontology annotation, biological process: protein folding in endoplasmic reticulum. Gene Ontology annotation, molecular function: thiol oxidase activity; protein-disulfide reductase activity; FAD binding. The transcript has a single exon. The coding region runs from base 1 to 1698 and encodes 565 amino acids. NCBI's taxonomy places the organism in Eukaryota, Fungi, Ascomycota, Pichiomycetes, Serinales, Debaryomycetaceae. Gene Ontology annotation, cellular component: endoplasmic reticulum; endoplasmic reticulum membrane.
AUGAGAAUCUUUUGGUCAUUUCUAAUAUUUGUUCAGAUAGCGUUUGUUCUAGCAAUAAGUCCUGAUUCAUCGCUAGCAUCCAAGUUUACUCCAUUUGAUUCACCGGAUUUUUGUUCACAAAUCAUUACACCAACUUGUAAUACUACGUUUUCAUAUAUUGAUGAGUUGAAUAAACAAGUCAGACCGAUUUUGACCAAGUUGAUCCAUACUCCCUUUUUCAAAUAUUUCAAAUUAGAUUUGGAUAAACAGUGUAAGUUUUGGAAUGCCCAACAUUUUUGCGCUACUGAAAACUGUGCUGUUGAAAUUCUUCCAUCCUAUAAUUGGUCGGAGGUUGAUGAUGAUUUGAGACCAUCCAAGUUGGGUGAAAUCAAUAGAGCAACUAGUUCAGUGGAAAGUAUGGAAACUUCUGCUCAAACAUGUGAAGAUUUAGAUUAUUGUCAUAUUGAUGAUGAUCACCACUGUGUUUAUGUCAAUUUACUUGAUAAUCCAGAAAGAUUCACCGGUUAUGGUGGUAGUCAAUCAUUUGAUGUUUGGAAGGCUAUUUAUUCUGAAAAUUGUUUCCCCAAUACCAAUCCAAUGUCAAUGACUAAAGACGAACCAGAACAAUGUAUUGAGAAAAACUUAUUCUAUAGAUUGAUUUCAGGUUUACAUGCCUCUAUUGCUGUUCACUUAUCGAAUGAGUAUCUUGAUCCAAAUACUGGUGAAUUUUAUCCAAAUUUAAAAAUUUUUAUGGAAAGAGUUGGUAAAUUCAAUGAUCGUUUAUCAAAUAUUUACUUUAAUUAUGCGUUGGUUUCUCAAGCCAUUGUUAAAUUGAAUGAAUUGAUUUCAAUUCCUCAAUUCAUUAACCAAGGUGAAGGUGAUGAAAAACAAUUCUUUUCUGAUACUAAUUAUAAUGAAUUAUUUGAUUCCGUUUUACCUUCAUUAUCUGAAAGUAUAUUGUUUAAUACCUCGACUUUAUUUAAUCCUGAUAUUGUUUCUCCUGACUUGAAAAAUGAAUUCAGAUCGAGAUUCAAAAAUGUUAGUGCCAUUAUGGAUUGUGUUGGUUGUGAUAGGUGUAGAAUGUGGGGGAAAUUACAAACUAUUGGUUAUGGUACUUCUCUCAAAAUUUUAUUUGAACUGGAAGAUCCUAAAAAUAAGCACUUAUUGAAAUUUAGAAGAAUUGAAUUGGUUGCUUUAUUUAAUACUUUUGAUCGUUUAUCGAAAUCCAUUGAAGCCAUUAAUAGAUUUAAAAACAUGUAUUCUAAACAUUUAGAUGAUGUUUCAAAAGGGCUUGCUAAACCAGGUGAAUACGAAGAACCUCAAAAGGAUAAAGGUUUUGGUUUCCCCUUCAUGGCCGGUUCAACUACUCAAGAGCCCUCCAAUUCAAAAAAGCAACCUCAAUCUACUCCAAAGAAGCCAGAAUCACCUCUCGAUAAAAUCAAAUCCAAUAAGAAAAGUUCAGAUUCUUCGGUUUAUAAUGAAUUUGCUAUUGGAAUAAAAGAAACUUUUAGAGCUUUGAGAUUCAUCUAUGAUAGUUACGUUGGAUUUCCUCGUAUUUGUUUCCAAUACUUGAGUGUUUAUUUGAAUGGAUGGUGGAAUGUUUUCAUUGGUAAAGAAGAGUACGUUGGUACUUAUAAUGAUCAAGGAUUCUUUGGGAAUACUAUAGACGAUAAUGAUGAAAUUGCUUACUCAAAAAAGGUGGUUAACCCAUUAGAUUGA